Fusarium oxysporum Fo47 is the source of this 561-nucleotide messenger RNA. RefSeq lists its product as uncharacterized. The record is from RefSeq and is a predicted model, not a curated record. The transcript has a single exon. NCBI's taxonomy places the organism in Eukaryota, Fungi, Ascomycota, Sordariomycetes, Hypocreales, Nectriaceae. The coding region runs from base 1 to 561 and encodes 186 amino acids.
AUGGGCCCCAACAACGCUGACAUCUUCCGCUAUGUCAGUAGUUUGCCUGCGCGUCAAACAGUGUUGAAGGACGCUCACGAAGUUUUCAAGGCUGCUAUUACGACACAAAAUUGUUCUUGGGAAGAGAAAUUUCUGCGAAACUUUGAAUUCAACACUCUUGGUAUCAGCGAGGCGCCUAUAUUGAACAAUACAAAUCACAAGGAAGUGAGAGCAUAUGUGACCAUAAUAGAAUCGACAAAUGAGUUUCGGCAGCUGAAUUCUCAACCUGAUUUCACCUACGGAUGGAUUUCCCCCCAAUAUAUGAUCGACAAUCAUGAAAUACCCGCUUGGUCCAAGGUAGAAGCAGAGGCUGUCGAUGGGGAAAAUCUCCUCUACCCUUUUCUAGUGGUCAAAUUCGAUGACCCUGACAACGAGCAACGCGGAAACCUUCAUGAGACAGCACACAACUGUAUUCAAGGCGGUUCUGUCAGUGUCAGGAUGGUCGAGAGACUGCGCCAUCGCCUUGCAGAGCGCGGCGGGAAUAUUCCAGGACUCUAUAGCUCUGUGUUCAGCUUCGUGUGA